Cryphonectria parasitica EP155 is the source of this 966-nucleotide messenger RNA. RefSeq lists its product as uncharacterized. The transcript has a single exon. The annotation marks the transcript as partial. NCBI's taxonomy places the organism in Eukaryota, Fungi, Ascomycota, Sordariomycetes, Diaporthales, Cryphonectriaceae. The record is from RefSeq and is a predicted model, not a curated record.
CUCCCCCAGGAGCUGCUCGACGUCGUCUCCCUCUUCGCGGCCCUGCUCGGGACCUUGUCUGUGCAUUAUGCCCAGAACGGCACCAGUGCGCCUGUCGACUUGCGCCAGAUUUCACAGGCCGUCAGCCUCGCAUGGGGCCGCCGGCGAAUCACCCUCGCCGAUGUCCGGCGCUGCAUUGGGGUUAUGGACACCACCGGGUCCAGUCCGUUCUCCCUCGUCGACUAUGGAAAUAAGAAAUUCUGCAUCGAGCUGGGCGAGGGGUUCCGAGACCGGCCGCUGGACGAGGCCGGGCUGAUAGACGUGUUCGAAGGGAACCUGCGCGAUGUAUGGACGACCGUGGGUGAUGCUGCAGAGGGGGAAGACUGCGGUGCUCUUGUGCAGAGUCUGCCAAAGGCCGGCGUGCAUAGCUGUGAGAGCGUGGCCAAGGCAUCACCACUGUUGGCACGAGGCCAGAGGGCCAUGGCAGAACUGAGAAAAGACAUCGAGACGAGAAAGGACGAGAAGGAGGCCGCUAAAAUCGUGAGCCAUCCUGCAGCCAACAGCGACGGCACAGGCCCUGGCCAGAAGCUGUCCCUGCUCGAGCGCCUCCGGGUCAAGGAGGCCCAUCUCGCCCAGCUGGCGGCCACAGGACCUACGGCUGCUGAGCUGGAGCGCAGAGCCGCCCUUCAGCGGGCCGGCGAUGUCGCCGCGGUCAUCGCCAUGCUGGCCAAGUCGGCACCCGCCGCCGGCAUGGGUGGCAGGGUUUCGUUCACGAUGGCCACCGUGCUGCAGAAGCUGAAGGACUCGUUACGCCUGCCCAUCUCGAAAGAGGAAGGGGCUGCCUGUGUGCGGCUGCUCUCUAGCGAGGUCGCGCCAGAGUGGCUGAAGAUCGUGAAGAUCGGGUCCAAGGAAAAUGUUGUCAUGACGGUGGGCCGGGCGCUCAGCUCCGGGGCAGUAGCUGAGAGGGUCAAGAUGUUGUCUACUUGA